Molecule: messenger RNA, 7844 nt
Organism: Pipistrellus kuhlii (Kuhl's pipistrelle)
Lineage: Eukaryota; Metazoa; Chordata; Mammalia; Chiroptera; Vespertilionidae
Gene: SYN3
Product: synapsin III
Exons: 14
Coding region: 565-2304 (579 amino acids)
Biological process (GO): neurotransmitter secretion
Cellular component (GO): synaptic vesicle; synaptic vesicle membrane
Molecular function (GO): ATP binding
Source: RefSeq, a predicted model, not a curated record
UGUGAGGAGCGGAGCUGGAGUGCACGGGUUAAUAAUUCCAAUAAUUCCGUGGCAGCAGCUAGAGCUAUUUUCCCCAUUCCUCGCCCGCGAGGUGUGAGUGUAUAUAACGGCAGCAGAUUUGUUGCCUGCCUCCUUCCAAUACACAGCUGCACUUUCCUCAUCGCCUCCCCCUCAGCAGAGCACGUGUCUCCAUAGUACUACGGAGGAGGACCCGGAGGGGGUGAGGGGAGGAGGGAGCGGGAGGAGAAGGAUCGCUCAGGGAAGAGAGAGCCCUCGCAAAGUUGGGCACUGCGGUCUCUCCUUUCCUCUGGGGACAGGCAGGGCCCAGCUGCUGUGGCCUGACAGAGGUCCUCCUGGAUGAGUUGCCAAACUGUCACCUGCUUCUGAGCGCGCUGUUUAACCUGGCGGGACCCUCAGACUUGGAGGUAACCCCUGACGCUGCCUCGUGCGGGAUCCCUCUGCCCUUCUGGUCCCAGAUCCCUGUACUCUGUCUCGUGGCAGCCUGUGUCCCAGCCUCUCCUAGACCCACUUGUGGAGGAACCAGCCAUCUCUCCAUCUGCAGCCAUGAACUUCCUCCGGCGACGCCUCUCGGACAGCAGCUUCGUGGCCAACCUGCCCAAUGGCUACAUGGCAGACCUGCACCGCCCGGACAGCUCCACCAGCUCGCCCUCGUCCCCCGCCAUGGAGCGCAGGCACACCCAGCCCCUGGCAGCCUCCUUCUCCUCGCCAGGGUCCAGCCUCUUCAGCUCCUUCUCCAGCGCCAUGAAGCAGACCUCACAGGCCCCCGUGGGGCCGGUGGAGCCGCCGGCUCCCCCCACACCGAUUGUUCAAAGGCCCAGAGUCCUGUUGGUGAUCGAUGAUGCCCACACAGACUGGGCCAAGUAUUUCCAAGGGAAGAAGGUGAACGGAGAGAUUGAGAUCCGAGUGGAGCAGGCCGAGUUCUCAGAGUUGAACCUAGCUGCCUACGUUACCGGGGGCUGCAUGGUGGACAUGCAGGUCGUGAGAAAUGGUACCAAGGUAGUGAGGUCCUUCAAGCCUGACUUCAUCCUGGUCCGCCAGCACGCCUACAGCAUGGCCCUGGGCGAGGACUACCGCAGCCUGGUCAUCGGCCUGCAGUACGGAGGGCUGCCCGCCAUCAACUCCCUCUACUCCGUCUACAACUUCUGCAGCAAGCCCUGGGUGUUUUCUCAGCUCAUUAAGAUCUUCCACUCCCUGGGUCCAGAGAAGUUCCCGCUGGUGGAGCAGACAUUUUUCCCCAACCAUAAGCCAAUGCUCACGGCACCGCACUUCCCCGUGGUGGUCAAGCUGGGACAUGCCCACGCCGGAAUGGGAAAGAUCAAAGUGGAAAACCAGCAUGACUACCAGGACAUCACCAGCAUGGUGGCCAUGGCCAGAACCUACGCCACCACCGAGGCCUUCAUCGACUCCAAGUACGACAUCCGCAUCCAGAAAAUCGGGUCCAACUACAAGGCUUACAUGAGAACCUCCAUCUCCGGCAACUGGAAGGCCAACACAGGCUCUGCCAUGCUGGAGCAGGUGGCCAUGACAGAGAGGUACAGGCUGUGGGUGGAUAGCUGCUCGGAAAUGUUUGGCGGCCUGGACAUCUGCGCGGUCAAGGCUGUCCACAGCAAGGACGGCAGAGAUUUCAUCAUCGAGGUGAUGGACAGCUCGAUGCCUCUGAUUGGAGAGCACGUGGAAGAGGACAGACAGCUGAUGGCUGACCUUGUUGUUUCCAAAAUGAGCCAAUUCCUGGUGCCAGGGGGUACAGUGCCUUCACCCCUGAGGCCUUGGGCUCCACAGACUAAACCAGCCAAAUCCCCCGGGACAGCCCAGCUGGGGCCUCCGCUGGGACAGCCCCAGCCACGUCCACCCACGCAAGGGGGCCCUCGCCAAGCUCAGUCUCCUCAGCCCUCGAGAUCUGGAAGCCCCUCCCAGCAGAGGCUCUCCCCACAAGGCCAGCAGCCCCUGAGCCCCCAGUCGGGAUCCCCACAGCAGCAGAGAUCACCGGGUUCUCCACAGCUGCCCCGGGCAUCCAGCAGCGGCUCUCCCAACCAGGCCUCCAAGCCAGGCGCCACCCUCCCCUCACAGCCCCGCCCCCCUGUGCAAGGCCGCAGCACCUCCCAACAGGGCGAAGAGUCCGGGAAGCCAGCCCCACCCCACCCCCAUCUCAACAAAUCCCAGUCCUUGACUAAUAGCCUCAGCACAUCGGACACUUCCCAGCGUGGAACUCCAAGCGAAGACGAGGCCAAGGCCGAAACCAUCCGCAACCUGAGGAAGUCUUUUGCCAGCCUGUUCUCUGACUAACGGGGUCCAGCCUGGGAGGGGGUGCUGUUACACUCUCCCUCUCCCACCUCAUCUUCCUUCUCAGCCUUAGUUUCUGAGGGGAACAGAAUGGAGGGCCUGAGAACAUACUUUCUAAUGCCUCUGACCCAGGAACUGAGUAUCUAUACUUGUCCCCUUCCCUUCUUCAUGACAUUCCAGCUUUGUCCGGCUGAGACUGGGCCUUUGAGAGCCUCCAGGUUCCUCAAAAUGGGCCUUAAUGGUGGGCGUCCAUCACCUGUCUCCCUCACCCCCACCCCUCCACCCCCCGCCCUGGAUGCUUGCUUCCCUGCCACAGAUACCCAAGUGAGAUGUCUGUGUGUGGCUAGUUUUUCACAUCUCGUUAGUGUUUUUUGCUUGCCUUUGGGCAAAAGCCCCCUCUAGGCCUUGCCCACCUCCAUCAAAUGAAGACACUGUAGUAGGACCUCAGCAGUACAGGAGGCAAUAAACUAUUGACAGUGUUUUGCAAACAAAAGGAGACAAACCGGGCCAGCGGAACCUCUCAUCUACCAUGCUAGUUUCAUCUGGAGACCUCACCUGACUUGCAGACAUCAUGACUGGCCAGGCCCUGGUGGGAUCUUGAUAACAACGGCAAGAAACCAGGUCCUGUGAGUCACGUGGGGCCUUUCAAACCACAGCAGAGACCAGCAGGAGACGGUGGGGAUGCUGCUCCCAGCGGAAUGGACAGCCAAGAGCAGCCCACAGGUCCUUUCAAGAAGAGUUUUUGGUUCCCAGAGGCCAUCGCCCUCAGCUUCCUGAGGAGUUAGCUUAGGGCUUCCCCACCCACUAUUACUUGUGUACCGCCAGGAAUUCUCUCUGAAUUCCCUCCAGGAAUGUUGUUUACUCCUCAAGGACUUCUGAGGAACCAGAGAGAAUCAGGUUAACAUCACAGGCUCAGAAAGUUGGGAGGAUAGUAACCUCUAGUCGGCAUUUCACAAACUGCACAGCAAGAUGCUGGCAGGCUACUCCAUUACAAAAGGGUCCCAUGGCCAAACAUGUUGGGGAAACACUGUCUCUAUUGCUCUUUUUGAGGUUGGUCAUACACCUUACAUGUCAACAACUUGGAAUUCCUAUGUGAAGACAUUAGGUUUAGCUGUGUUGAACCCAAACCUGUUUGGACAAGCUGACUGCAGAGCUGGAGAACGCGGCCCUGACGCCCUUCUUGGGCUCCUUCCCGCAGAGCACAUGGCCUCCAGUGACCACGGAGCAGGGCUGUCCCACAUCACAAGCGCCUGGUGCUAGAAACACUGUAGGUGUCAGAGCCAGCCUCCCGGGCCAGAACAGAGCCAUGUGAUCCCUUCCCAAUCCCCUUUGUGACUUGAAACCUGUCUUCCCCUUGCUGUUCACAGGGAAGGGACAGAGGAGGUAAAAAUGAAAGUGCCCGUGGCCUAGACCUGCAUUCUGAGUGAAAGAGCGAGGGAAAACCUGAGGGCAGGUGUAACACCGAAAAGCCCACCAUUUUGGCUUAAAAACAGAAAAUACCUGUAUAAGCAAUCAUCACGCUUGUACAAAGAUUAAGAUUGAAAGGAGUCAAUCUCACCCGCUUCUCAGUAAUAAAAUACAGCUUGAAACACACAGCAAAGGGGCACUAGGUUUGUUUCUCUAAGUGUGGGCCAUGGCUGUGUGCACAGCUAGCUUCACCUCAGACCAGCGAGCCAGGAUUUCUGGUCAUGAGACCCAAACCUCGCUUUGUCCUCUUCCUGCGUGCUUGUGGGAGUUGGACUGGCACCCUGAGCUGAGGCGUCUGGGAAAGCUGCUAUAGGAAGCUAUAUUGGGUGGAAUUCAUUCAUUCAUUCCACUCUCGGUGAGCAAAAUUAGUGGCUUCAUAAACAAUGACUAUAUGGCUUAAUUUCCCCAUUUUCCUUUAUUCUGUCCCUUGUCCAUAAAAACAUCUCAAUGUUCAAACUCUAUCUCCCAGAUAGUACAAGUAGAGUAGCAUUCUGACGUACAGCCAUGCACAGAUGAUCCAUGGCACAGCACUAGUUUAUAACCAACACCUAAGUUUCCCGCUGGUCUGUGUAUGGAAGUCGAGAUCAACAAGGGUCUUGUGGAGACCAGAGAGCCCCCCAAAUGGACUGUUCUCUCACUUCUAACUUCAAUAACUGAUUGAAUUUUUUUAAAUGGGGAAGGACAAAAAGCAGGGGCGAGGGGAGUCACGGGGGCAAUUCUAAAAGGUCAUUUGUUGGUCGGCUGGCUUUGUUUCACCGCUUUGAUCCAAAAAAAAACUCACAUUCCCCCUCCAGGCUGACUUGGUGAGGCUGAAACAUGCCAGACGCAUGUGUGUUGUGUGUGAUAAAGUGUAGCACAAGGAGCAGGGAUUUAAACACAGCCUCCACAGACCACUCCGCCAGCCAGACAAAACACCUUCUUCCAGACUGUCCUCACAGUGUGCGAAAAGUCCUGCUGUUUAAUUAAGUGCCCAGUCAGCUUUCCACAGACACAGACUGCACACCGUUUCUCCUCCAUUAAUUCCCUGUGUUCUCUCUGUCUUACAACAUUCACUCCAACCUUCCGAUCCUGCUCAGGGGUACUUAGUUCUACCUCUCCAACAUUUCAGGGAGACAGGCCUUCACACUCGGUAACAAAUACAAUAGCAAACCCCAAGAGCCCAGACAUAACCACCUGCUGGCAGUUCUCACUUGAAUUUGCUACGAAUGGUGUACAAGGAGAAAGCAAGCUAGUGUAGGUACCUUGUGAACAACUAGGUGAAUGAAACACAGAGCGCUGCUUGACACAGUAGGUGGUCAGGACAUGUUCAGGUUGGAAUUAAUAAAAUGUAAAAAAUAAAAAUAAAAAAAUAAGGCUGAAGGAAAGGUCUCAUUUCUAAGUGUAUCAACGUGAGGAAGUCAUUUGCCCAGGAACAGAAUCAAACCAACAGAGCGAUUAGUAAACUGAGAUAAGCUAAAGAAAAUCUAUGGCAGUUUUUUACCCUCAGGAAGAGGUUGCAGACUCUAAACUGAGUCUGAAAAGGAAUGGGAGCAAACAGCUCAGGGGCCACAAGGCCACCCCCUGGUGAGCACAGCCCAAAGAGGUGAGAAUGAGGUGCCACUGUCAGCAUCAGUCAGAAGAGACUGGGGCGAGCAGACCAGGACACCAGUUUGCAGAGAAGACCCAGGACCUGGACUCCCAUCCUGACCACUCCCUGCGCAGAGGCCCACAGCAGGGCAGAGCUUUCCACAGCAGCGCCCCCUGGCGCCUCCCGCAGGCAGUGCUUUUGGAGCCCCUCCCUUCCCUGCGUUGGGGCAGCAGGUGGUAGCUCAUUCUGUUUGAGAGUUUGAGCUGGUUAAAGCGGCAUUGCAGAUAAUGCCAGGAUUUCUACUGGAGGAAGAGCCCAUGGCCUAGGAGCACUACCACACGUUCCAAAUGUUUUCUCCUGGCGUGCAGGCUGGCUGGUUACUAACUGUCCUAGCAAGUGUCAAAGCUAUCUUUGACUCCUAAGCAGCCACUGAUUCAAUUCAGUGUUCACUAAUAUUUAGGUUCUCAGAGAAGGCGGCACUUGUGGGUUUAGUCAGAGACCAAGUGGAAGAUUAGGCAAAAAGCAAGUCAAAUCAGUUCAUCAAUCCAACACAAUGCAUGCACACAGGCAUAGAAGCUUCGUUUCCAGGCAAACAUGCAGCCACGCUGAUGACAUCUCGGCACUAGUCCUGUGCCCAGGGCUCUCAAGCAGCAGGCCAAGAAGAGAGGGACAUGGCUGGAAAUAGGCAUUCCUUAAGGGAAACCAAUCCACAAGUGAACGCCCCUCCCACAACGUGUCCAUCCUUUACAAUCUUAAAUACCCUCCGAUUUUAUUGAUUGGCCCUCCCAGUUUUAAUUUCAAUUUCCAAAUUCAUAUUUUAUGUAUCUACUCUUCAUGGUCUUUCAGAGUCUAGAGAAGAAAGUUAACACUGUCUUGCCUCUCAUUAUUUCAGUAUGGAAUAGCAGAAAUUUAAGUGCCGGGACCUAUUGGGAAAUGCCAGGAGACAUUAAGAUUAAAUCUUUAUUUCAGGUGACUUACCUAGUACUCUAGUCAGCUGGAGAUCAUGAAGGAGCAUGAACCAUGCUUACAGCCCAGCAGAGAAGUGGGACCUUCCAGUGUCUCCCGGGGGCUGCCCAGGGCAGGAGGAAGGCAAACCUGGACACUGGGCCCUGAGUGUAGGGAGCAAAGGGAAGUGUCCAGCUCUGUCAGAAUAAGAAUGAGAGAUAUCAGGCUAAGCCGUGAUCUCAGGAAUUAGAGGCAAGAGUAAGAGGGCAGAACUCAACUGUUUUCCUUAAGGAAUUAUAAAAUCUUAAGCUGGAAAGAGAGCAUACAUCCCAUGAUCGAUUUCCAGUCAUGCCAAACCGUAUCUUCCAUCUGUGAACAAAGAAGGGGGUGCGAGGGGAGCAAGCUCCUGUUAAAAAUAACUAAAGGGGAAAAUAAGGGGUCACGGAAAGUCAUAAGACCACAAGCCAAUGAUAUAGAACAGCAUCUUACUAAAACGUGUAACCGCAGCACUCUGCACUGUCUUGUUUCCAUUACACUAUAUCAAAGCGAUGUCAGAAAACCAGGGACUGGGCUACCGCCAAACCGUGAUUUCCUUCUCAUUACACACCAGCAAUAUAUAAAGCUCAAUAGCCCAGGCUAAUGAAAAGAACAUAGAUUUUACAAGCUUCUAACUAUAAGUUUAGCUAUUCAAGAGGAAAAGCUUUGAGAGUUGUUUUAAGAAUAAACUAUUGUGAGAGGACUGCCGAUUUAGGCAUAUGGCGCACUGCCCAUACCUAAACAGAAAGGCUGUACCUCGGGCCAGCGAGGCCAGGUGAGGCUGGAAAGCAGCACCAUCUCUGUGGGACGUGGGCACUGGCACAGGCCUCUCAAGGACCAUUCAAGAACUCUGGAUCUGGAGAACUCAUUGUUUUGUAGUAUCUGGUGCUUCACUAUGUCCUCCUACACCUGCUACACACAUACACGCCACGUGCAACCUGACAUCACAAGGGCGCAGAGAGGAGAACUAGGGUAUAUUUGGACCCAUCAAUGCUUCAAGGUGACUCUUUUAACCCAGAUCCAAUUAAAGCCAUAUGGCAUCCAGUUGACACUUACUUUUAAAAAGCUUGUCCUAGAGCUACCAUUGCUCAAUAUCAUGGAAAUGUCAACAGCCCCAAUCCUUUGCCUACACAUUAAGCUCUGGAUAAUUGCAUUAGUGACUGAAUGUUCUUCACUGUGAUGGGGGGAAGAAAAAAAAAAAAAAGGCACUAUUAUGUGUAGCAAAACAUAAAAUAUUUUCACAUGUAUGUAGGACUCAAAGUAUUCUUGCAGCACAUAACACUUCAAACCAUUUCCUUAUAUGCAAAACAGAUUUUUAAAAUCAGGAAGACAGUUGGCAAUAUUCCAAAAUACUUUCUGUAGAUACUAGUAUUGUUCAGUUCCUGUGUUGUGAUUCAUAUUUUGUCACUAUAGCAUGUUUCACAGUUGAUUGUAUUAUAAGACAUUUCUGUUUGGCCUUUUUCUUGUAGGAAAAAACCUUAAAUUUUGUGUAUUUUAACUCUUAAAAAAAUAAAUGUUCUUCAAAUAA